AUGCACGGGAUUCCGCGAAAUUGCCGUCCAAUUCUCGUGAAGAGUGGCUUGAGUCAAGCUGUUACGGUCAAGCUGGACCGCUUCUAUGGGAAACUCAUGCGGCACGAAGAUUAUGAUGGCAAGGGCAUGAGGAACGAUGGACGUGCUAGCAGGGCCCGCAUGGUCGCGCCGAGCAUGCCGACACCUAGCGAUGAUGGAGAUCGAGGCCUGGAGGUCGUGGAGAGAUCAAACUAUUAUGAGAAGCGUGAGUACAUCGAGAUCGAUUCCUCACCAGAACCAGAGCAGCGCCAGGUCAAAGAGGAGAGCGAUAAGGAGACUCCACACGAGGCACGACGCUCAAUUAAUGGUACUGCAGGAAAGCGGAUGAGAGGAGAGGCUGUUGAGUUUGAACCUGACGAUGACGAAGCGUAUUUGAUGGCACAGUUGAAGGCAAAGCGCGCGAAGCGGGAGCUUAAGGAGGCGAUGCUGGAGGAAGCCGAGUUUGAGCAGAAGCUGGCUGCACGGAAGAAGCGCUAG
This is a messenger RNA of Fulvia fulva, 516 nucleotides long. RefSeq lists its product as uncharacterized. The transcript has a single exon. The record is from RefSeq and is a predicted model, not a curated record. Lineage: Eukaryota; Fungi; Ascomycota; Dothideomycetes; Mycosphaerellales; Mycosphaerellaceae. The coding region runs from base 1 to 516 and encodes 171 amino acids.